Messenger RNA from Dentiscutata erythropus, 1032 nucleotides. NCBI's taxonomy places the organism in Eukaryota, Fungi, Glomeromycota, Glomeromycetes, Diversisporales, Gigasporaceae. The record is from the annotation of a GenBank genome assembly.
AUGUCUACCGUUGAUAGCGGUUAUGCUAUAUUAUAUGCUAACUGUUCACAAGCUGAUGAUGACAAAUUAUUAUCCUUACGUUGCACGCUGAGUGCUAAUUUUAUAUCUUACAAUCAAGUAUCUCAAGAUAGGACGGCUAUACUCUAUCAACUUAGUCGUCAAAAUAUAUCUUUUAAUGGAAUUUAUACUAAAGACAAGCCUGAACUUAUUUGGCCAAGUAUGAUUAUCUGGGGCCUUCCAAUAAUCAUAAAUUUAAUUCUAGCUAUCAUUAUUGUGAUCCAUGCAGCACCUUCAAAAAAGGAAAUGGAUGAUAUGGACGAAAAAAUUUCCGAGGAUCUAAAUAAAUUAAUAAAACAAAUAUUUAAAAAGGUGCAGGAAAAAAUUUCUGAAAUAAUAGAAAAAACAUCUAACGAUAUUUCUGGUAAAAUAAAUGAAAUUAAUGGUGAUGUAAAAGAAAUUUCCAACAAAAUACGAAAAAAAAUUACUGACAAAAUUAAUUAUGAAAAAAUAUCUGAAAUUAUUUACAAAGUUUAUAAUGAAUUAAGCCAAAAAUCUAAUAAUAAAGCUGAAAGUUCGAAUCAAGAAAUCUCAAUUGAUAUAGAAGUUUUGGCAGAAAUAAAACUUUCUCCGGAAAUGCAAAAAGAAAUUUUUGCCAGGAUACGAGAUAAAAUUAUAGCUGUAUUAUUAGAUGAACUUUUUGAUAUAGUGCAGGAAGAAUUCUUCAAGUUAUUAGAUGAAAAAAUUUUAGCCGCUAUGGAAGAAGAGAUGAAAGAGAUUUUAAAAGAAAAGACUUUUGCCAAAGAGAAUGAUAACGAAGAGGUUUGGAGUACUAUGAGAAGUGAAUUUAGAGAUUUAUUAGAAAACAUUUCCAAGGAAACGAAAAAGCAAAUUCUUAAUAAGAUAUCAGAAAAAAAUUUUAAAAAAGAUAAAAAAAAUUCUGAUGUAUUACAAAAAAUUCCUAACGAGGUAGAUGCAGAAAAAUUUUUUGAGGAGAUGCAAAAUACGAUAGACGAGCUUACUGAUGAGAUAUAA